AAGCAAUAACUGCGCCUCGCCACGGCGGACCCCAAACCCCAUAUUCCAUUACAGCUUUGUGCCCCUACUUUCGGUUCCGUCGAAUAUAUUGCGUCACUCUACUAACUCUCACACCACCUCCGCUGCACUCACUUUUCCCCAUUCCCUUUUGCUUUUUCUCUCCUCUCCGCCUUUCUCUCUCCUCCGCACCCGCGCCGAGGAACCGCUCAGGGAUUCAGGCGGUUUCGAUAUCAUCAGGUCAUGGAGAAUGGACAUCCGUCUCUGGGGUUGGAAGAUGGGCCGAUUGAUGUUGAGGAUCUGCUUGUAGAACCCCAAGGCGGGCAUCUGUCGAUGGAUAGUGUAAUAUGUUUCGAUGAGAAGAUCCCAAAUAAUGCAAUGGGAAUAGGACAUGUUUCCCGCAGUUCUGGUGGGUCAGAUACUGGUAUUGCUCAGGAAGGGAAAGAUAUUCUCAAUGGAGAAGUACUUAAUGCAAUGCCCAUUGAAGCUGAAGAUGGAUAUUUCCAAUUGGAGAAUGAUUUUUGUAACAUGGGUGAUGAGUACCUUCUAGGUGUUGAAUUUGCAGAAAGUAUUACAAAUUUAGAUUAUGGUUCAAGUGAAGGCUUGCAGGCUUCAGCCUCAGACUGUCAAAUUCAAGUGUCUACUGAUGGUUCUGACACUGGCUGCAGAUCGGAUCUAUACAGAACAGGUGAUUUGCGGAAGUGCCAAAAUAGCCAUAGCGUUGGGAGCUCCAAAUUCGGUGAUACUCCUAGUCGCCGUGAGUGUGGAACAUUGGAUGGGGAGAAUCCUACAGUUUCACCUAGAUCGUGUACUUUACGAAAAUCUGGCAAGUCUCAGAACAGUUCAAGCUCUUCCUUUCUAGAUGUUUUGUCCGAUGAGAAUGAUGGAAGAUUCUCCCGGGCUGGUGAGAUGUUUUUCAGUCCAAAGACUAAAAGAAAUUAUGAUUUUGAGCUGACAGGCCAAAAUGGUGCAACUAAUGCAAAUGAGGGGCAGGAGACAUUAGUAACAGCGUCAGUUCAAGCAAGCAGCUCUAAUGUCCUUACACAAAAGAGAUCACGCAAGCCUACACAGAGGUACAUUGAUGCAUUAGUUGACCCCAUUUCAACUCAUUCUAAUAGAAGACGAGAGGUUUCUUCUUCUUCUUCCAUCAAGGACAAAUCUCGUGGAAACAAAGAUCAUAGGAAGUGUCAUGUGGGACCUAAAGCAAUUAAAGUACCGCCUGAGGAUCCUGAGGAGUCCUCUGUCAUAGCAAUUCAAGUGCCCUUUGGUUCUUUAGCUAACAAAGAAUGCUCAGAGAGUCAAGCAUGUGAUAUGGUGCAGCGUAUGGAAUGUAGAAAUUCAAUGACCAAGUUGAAAGGGAAGUAUGUUACUUUAAACAAUACAUUGGACAAAAGUGUCAUGACAGUUGACUUAAAGAUAAGAGGUGAUUGUGGAACGGGUCCAAAAAAAACAGACAGUUGUGUUACAGAAGCUGCAUCUAAGAAAAAGGAUGGCCAUGCUGCAGCCAAAAAUCAGAAGAAACGAAAUGAUUUCACCAUUUCUGUAAUUCGGAAAAAAAGGGAUGACUGUUUUACAACAGAGACUCCAAAUAAGAGGGAUAACAGUCGCGCAGUAGUGCAUCAAAUGAAAAGAGACGAUGCUUUAAUAGCUGAGAGCACUGAGGAAGCUAGUGGUCGGAGGAAGCAUCAUAGGCUAUGGACUAUUUCUGAGGUCAGAAAAUUAAUUGAAGGUGUUUCUCAAUAUGGAGUUGGAAGAUGGAGUCGAAUAAAGAAGCUCUUCUUUUCUGCAUCUGCUCAUCGCACGUCUGUAGAUCUCAAGGACAAAUGGCGGAAUCUUUUGAAAGCCAGCGGUAUGCAGGAACAAGGGAGUCAGCAGGGAGAGAAGAAGCGCAAUCUGGCGUGGCGGCCUCUGCCAAAGUCCAUCCUGCGCCGCGUCUGUGAACUGGCGACUAUGCACCCCUAUCCGAAAGGUGAGAGGGGGGCGAAUGUCGGUACUGCGCGUAUAGGACAUGAUUCGCCGGACAGAAGUACAGAUAUAACGUUGAGUGACUACAGAAGAAUCCUACGUAGUAUUAAUGGGAAUUGAGCCUUACAAUGAGAAGGCAUUUUGUACAUCCUUCAGCUAACAUGGGAUGUUGAUUCUGAUCUCAACUGUGUGGGAGUUUUUGAUUGAUUUUUAACCAGUGUUGCUACGCUUGCUUCUUACAUAAUAUCUGUGUUACUUUCCGCUCUCAA
Molecule: messenger RNA, 2231 nt
Organism: Salvia miltiorrhiza (redroot sage)
Lineage: Eukaryota; Viridiplantae; Streptophyta; Magnoliopsida; Lamiales; Lamiaceae
Exons: 8
Coding region: 241-2082 (613 amino acids)
Source: RefSeq, a predicted model, not a curated record